CUCAAGUAAUCUCCACGGCAAUCUAAAAGUGUGAAAAUAGAAACGAAAACUUAAAACUAAAUGAAACUGCAAACUGAUGCGGUGAAAUCAAUUGAUUUUACGCGAACAGAUCUGGGAUUUGCCACAUCCCAUUGUCAAAUAUGGCAACUUCAUCGCCGCGUAGGAGCAAGAGCAAGUCAUUUUAUUCUAGUAAAAACAAUUUUUGGAGUAUUGGAGGAUAUAACAUUGCUCUUAAACGUCUAGAGAAUGGAAAAGAGCUUUGCCAUGACCUUCAAGUAAUGUUGGACGAACGAGCAGCAAUAGAAGAAAAAUAUGCAGCAAAGUUGAAAUCUUGGAGCAACCAAUGGUACACUAAAAUUCAAAGUAAUGGGGAGUAUGGUUCAUCUAAAGUUGUCUGGUUAGAGGCGUUAAAGGAAGGGAAGAUGACAUCAAAUAAACAUUCUAAUUACCACAUCAAAAUAAAGGAGACGUCUGCUAAAGUUCACAGCUGGAGGAAAUCUAUAUAUCAGAAGAGUGGUACGUUGCAAAGUACUUAUAAGAUAGUUGACCAAAUUAAAGAGAGGUUUAAAGCAGCCGAAAAACAACAUAAGAAAACAAUGGAUUCAUUGAAAGGACUUUGGAAAACUUACCAUGACGUCGAGACAGAAUUCCAGAGAACUAAAGAUAAGUACAACGCUGCCAUGGCAAAACAUGAUACUGAAGGAACUGCUAGAUAUGAGAAACGUGCUAAUGAUAGUGUAAAACACGGCGAAGGCCUAAUCAGAGAGAUGCAGCAAGUAAUGGUGGUCUUAGAGACAGGCAAAGAGAAGUACAUGAAGAACAUGAGUGACCAAUACCAGUUGACGGAUGACGAGGAGAUGAAGAGAAAAGAUUUCUUUAAGAAACAACUGAUGAACUACCUCCAACACUUUCAGAACCAGCGAGGGGCGGAUAGGGGUAAUAUGCUGAAAUCUAUUGAUGACAUAUUUAAUCCAAAAACUGACGUUAUAAACUGGUCCUUGCAACAUGGCCCAGGACAGGACAUUGAAGGUGUAUGGCCGGUAAUACCAGAUUCAUGUUCCUUCAAUUUAUAUGGCAAUGCUGCACCAAUUAAACCAUCCAGAAAGAAAUAUGCAAAAAGAACAGAGACGAUUGAAAAUAAGAAUGAUAUCCCUCCAGCCGAAGAAGUGGAACCAAUGGACAAUACGCUAGAAGAGAGCUUUUGGGAUGACUUUUCAUCCGAUGACAAUCUAGAUGCAACAUACGAAAACAUCAAUACUGAGCCAGUGGAAGAUGGCACAAAUGCUAACGCUUUGAAACCUGUCGAGGAUUAUCAGUUAUAUGAAGCCGUCGAUGAGUACGCUGCGCGGGGAUUAGAAGAACUCUCAUUGAGUAAAGGGGAACAACUAGUAAUGGUUUACAAAUACAGCGAAGAACUAAAUUACUUUGAGAAGCAAGAAGAUAGCUCUUGCCAAGGAUAUGUCCCGAUGGCUGCUUUGACAAGAAUUAAUUGAUGAAAAACCAACUUAAAGAGUUUCUUACAAACUUGCUUUAAACUGAUACAAGAACAUUUAUCUGAUUUAUGAUAUAUUUCAUGAAAAACGUAUUCAUUGACCUUUUAACUAAAACGACAGGUGACGGUUACCACUGCACCUACUUAAUAUAUUUUUUAAAUAAUAAUUUUUGUUCUCGAAAACAGAUUUUGACAUAAAAGUAAGUUUUGAUUUAUCAUAUCUGUAACUUACGUCCUUCCUGUAGGACUAUGACCUCGUAACGUAAAAGAAAAAGCUGAACAAAUACGUAUAUUCAAAAACGUAUAUUCCACUUUUGUGUUUCAAUCAGAAUUUUUAAGUGUUUUAUUUGUCGCAUUGUAUUUGAAUCUCUAUAGAAAACUGUUGACUGUAACCAAAGACUUCUGUUUGACAACUUUUUCUGACUGCACCGGAAAAGGGAACGUCCGUUACAUUCACUUUUAAAAAUGGCGGAUGGUAAGUGUCGAUUUCGAUAUUUCUAAUGUUCAUUGAAUUAAACUACUAUUGUCAAGGUAAUUCGAAAUAAGUAU
Messenger RNA from Owenia fusiformis, 2041 nucleotides. The record is from the annotation of a GenBank genome assembly. NCBI's taxonomy places the organism in Eukaryota, Metazoa, Annelida, Polychaeta, Sabellida, Oweniidae.